Syngnathus typhle (broad-nosed pipefish) is the source of this 2253-nucleotide messenger RNA. It is a transcript of the gene sack1d, whose product is annotated as family with sequence similarity 83 member D. The record is from RefSeq and is a predicted model, not a curated record. The transcript is spliced from 4 exons. Gene Ontology annotation, cellular component: cytosol; mitotic spindle pole. Bases 115 to 1713 code for a protein of 532 amino acids. NCBI's taxonomy places the organism in Eukaryota, Metazoa, Chordata, Actinopteri, Syngnathiformes, Syngnathidae. Gene Ontology annotation, biological process: positive regulation of cell cycle G1/S phase transition; regulation of ERK1 and ERK2 cascade; regulation of TOR signaling.
GGCGAACCGGGAUAGACAGGAACUCGGGGAAAACACAAAAUACAAAAGUCUGUACCUGUAGGUCAAACCUCCUCCACCCGAGGAACGGUUAGCGCUCAGGUAGGGAAAGAAGCAAUGGCUCUGUCACAGUGCCUGGACGACUCGCUCUUAAGGGUCAAGUCAACUUUCACAGGGGGCGCGCAGUGUAGCCUGCAGGAGGUCUACAUUGAGAGACACCGGCUCGCCUUGGAGGAACUCCUGACCGGGGGGGUCGAAAACUUUCUGGGCUUUCUCAAAAAAGAGUCCAUCGCCAACUUCCUGUCGGAUGAGGAGAUCCAGUGGGUCGGGGACGCCGCUGUCCCCCCGCAGCGCGUGUCGGUCCUCGGCGAGGACCAGGCGCUGCAGGGGCAGACUCUCAGCCGCUCGGUCGACUGUUUGUCGGUCACUUACUUCCCCGAGAUGUCGGACGUGGAGCCGCCGCCGCUGGAGAUCGGCUGGCCCGCCUUCACCGCGGGCUCGUAUCGGGGAGUCACCAGGGCUGUGGCUCACUUUCAGCCGAGUUAUGGCGACAGCAUCUAUGCUUGUAAAGAAGCUGCAAGGAAAAUGAUCAGCAGUGCCAGAGAGGUGAUUGCCAUAGUUACAGAUUCCCUGACAGACCUGGAUAUCUUCAAAGAUCUUCAAGAGGCGUGUUCCAUCCGCAAAGUCCCCGUUUACAUUCUGCUGGACCAGUCAAGCUGUCCCGCUUUCCUCAAGAUGUGCACAAACAUUGGCGUCAGCUUGGAUGACCUUCAGCAAAUGAGAGUGCGAACCAUAACCGGCACAACUUAUUAUACAAGAUCAGGAACAAGGAUCACUGGGAGAGUUCAUGAGCGCUUUAUGCUGAUUGAUGGCAACCGUGCAGCUACGGGUUCAUACAGGUUCAACUGGACCGAUGGCAAACUGAACACCAGCAACUUGAUCGAGCUUUCUGGUCAGAUAACAGAAAAGUUUGAUGAAGAGUUCCGGAUUCUUUAUGCGCAGUCUCUUCCCGUGAAUGCCCGAGGACUCGCCAGUGUACGAAACAGUGCCAUCCUCGAGCACAUUCCCAACAAGCAUCUGCUCACCUCCUCCCCAUUCCCAAGCAGGGAGAGGCCCUCAGAGCAAGUGUGUCUGACCAGCACACCGGGCCAGAAAAUCAGCACUCUAUCCCUACAGCUUCCCUGCGAGGGUCCCAUCCCGGAAGUGGGUCAAAACGGCAGCAGCGCCUCAAACACGUCAACGAUAGGUGACGAAUUUUUGGAUCAAGAAAUCCUUGCCGCUGGUCCGAAUCCCCCGGCAGAGAAGUCGGCAGCGAGCAAGCCUGUCCGCCCGACCGUGGUGUCCUGCCACGUGGCCACCCAGACCAGUUUUUCAGUGGCGGACGGUGAAGCGCAGACGGAUCUCCAGCUCACCUGGCAGCCCGAUCCCACCCGGCCCGCACUCAGCCAGAACAAGACCGUCUCUCUUAGUAUGAGCACCCCCACCCAGGCAGCUCCAGCUGGCACGCUGAAGGACUGCCUCAGCAGUCUGACGAAAGAGCGCCAGCACCACUACUCGGCCAUCCGCUCCAAACUGGAACACAUGAUGGCCACGCUGGCCCAACGGCGAGAGCUAGCAGACAUUGCCGUGAUGACUCAGGGUAGAUGGCGGCGAGACAAACCCAUGCCGGGGCCAGACCCUCGACAACUUGCUGAAAAUGCAGCCAUAGUCACAUGAUGACAGAUGUGGACACUGUACUUUACUUUACUCACAUGCCAAAUGGUUGCUUUUCUCUUGUAUUUUUUUUAUCCUGUCUUUAUAACUUGGGCUGUAACGGUUGUGGAAUAAUAUUUGCUCUAAUGAUGUAGCAAUUGUGCAAUACUACUGUUACUGGGAUUAAUAACUUCCAGAUGUAGACAAUUCGGGAUGUUCUAUGGCACUUUUUUCAGAGCGAUACCAGUACGAGUCUCAUGCUUUGAGUAAUCACCGAUCCGGAGUACUUUUGAUAUAGAAAAUUAUAUUUUACACAAUGGCAAAAAAGUUUGACCAAUUGUUAGUUUGAAAAUAAAAUCAAUUAAAUGGUGCCAGUUGACAGGGCUACAUUUAAAAAAAAUUUUGGUAUUAUUUUUGAAAUCUGUAUUUGACUCAACCCUAAAUAAUCUGAGCACGUUUGUUAUUUUAUGAAUGAAGUGCCUUUGUACUGAGGUGGCUGUUUAUAUCAAACAUGGCUGUAGUAUAUGAUUUGAAAUAAACUUGCUCCUUAUGCCUUGCUAAUAA